GUACUUUUUCGUCCGUUGAGCCGUGCGCGCGUGGUCGUCGUCGUCGCCUUGGAUUCGGAAGCUGUUAUAAGGUGAUAGAAAACCAACAAUGACACCCAACACCAAGAACGGUUCCGCACUGUGCGAACAGUCGCAAAGUUAUCUGCAGGGCCCACGGGACAGACCCUUCCUGUACCGAACCAUCGGUCAGCACCUGCGGGAAGCCGCCGACCGGUAUCCCAACCACGAGGCCCUGGUGUCGCUUCACGAGGGCCUGCGCUACUCGUACGCCGAGGUGCUGGACCGCGCCGAUCGACUGGCAGCGGGUUUUUAUCUGCUCGGUCUCCAGAAGGGCGAUCGCGUCGCCAUUUGGGCCCCCAACAGUGCGGCGUACUACUUGAGCACGCUGGCCGUGGCCCGUGCCGGGAUGAUUUCGGUUGGCAUUAAUCCGGCGUACCAAAUUCCAGAACUUGAGUACGCUCUGAACAAGGUUGGCGUAAAGGCGUUGAUCACGAUCGAGUGCUUUCGGGAGCGAAACUACUACGAAAUGUUGAUGGAGUUGCUUCCUGAGCUUGCUGCAGGGUCUCCGGGGAACCUCAAGUGUUCCCGCGUGCCAACGCUGAAAGCGGUCAUAAUUGAUGCUGAAAAUAUGAGAUACCCCGGCAUCAUUUCCGCCCACGAACUUUUGCGCCUCCCAUCGGAUCAGCAAGUACACGCGAUCGAGUCCAUCCAGUCGCGCAUUUGCCCGGACAGUGGCGCCUGUUUGCUUUUUACCUCGGGAACAACCGGCAAGCCGAAGGCCGCUCUGCUGUCUCAUUUCGCACUGAUCAACCACAGUGUAACGAUCGCCGAGCGGAAUGAUCUGGGGAGAAAAAUGCACCGAGCCUGCGUUCAUAUUCCACUGUUUCACGUGUACGGACUAUCGUUUGGGGUGUUGAGUGCGCUGAGUUAUGGCACUACGGCGGUUCUGCCGGGGUAUUGGUUCAACGCGAGUGAUUCUUUGAACGCGAUCGCUCGGGAAAAGUGUACCGUCAUGUACGGGACGCCGACAAUGUACGUGGACCUGCUGCGGGAGUAUCGCAAGGGAAUGGUCAACCUGCACCGGAUGGAUCUGGCGAACUACGCUGCGGCCUGCUGUUCACCCCAGUUGAUUCUGGAGUUGGAAAGUGUCAUGGGUAUUCGGAAGGUGCUGGCCGCUUACGGGAUGACGGAGCUGUCCGGGGUGACGUUCAUGAGUCAGGCUGAAGAUUCGACGCAGACCGCGUUGGAAUCCGUUGGGAGGAUCGCCGAUCAUUACGAGGCCAAGGUGGUUGAUCGGGAAGGGGGCAUCGUCCCGUUUGGGACCCCGGGAGAGCUGUGGGUCCGGGGAUUCGGUAACUUGCUCGGUUAUUGGGGUGAUGAAGAUAAAACCAAGGAAAUUAUGGGUCCAGAUGGGUGGCUCAAAACUGGUGAUCAGUUUGUGCUGCGACCGGAUGGGUACGGAAGAAUCGUCGGACGGAUAAAGGAGCUGAUCAUUCGGGGUGGUGAGAACAUCUACCCGAGGGAAAUCGAAGACGUGCUGAACACUCACCCGGCCAUCCUGGAAUCACACUGCAUUGGAGUGCCAAAUGAGCGGCUUGGGGAGGAGGUUUGCGCUUACAUCAGGUUGAAGGAUUCGGAUGGCAUGAUCGACAUGGAGGAAAUCAGGAGUUUUUGCAAGUUUAAGCUGGCGUACUUUAAAAUUCCCAAACAUUUGAGGAUUGUGCAGCAGUACCCGAAAACGCCGACCGGCAAGGUGCAGAAGUAUGAACUGUUGAAGCUGUUUUUGAGUGAGAACAAAGAAAAUGUCAAUUAAUUAUUUUUAUUUGAUGUUAUAAUAUAUAAGAAGCACCUUA
Molecule: messenger RNA, 1853 nt
Organism: Culex quinquefasciatus (southern house mosquito)
Lineage: Eukaryota; Metazoa; Arthropoda; Insecta; Diptera; Culicidae
Product: medium-chain acyl-CoA ligase ACSF2, mitochondrial
Exons: 4
Coding region: 89-1813 (574 amino acids)
Biological process (GO): fatty acid metabolic process
Molecular function (GO): medium-chain fatty acid-CoA ligase activity
Source: RefSeq, a predicted model, not a curated record